Messenger RNA from Chelonia mydas (Green sea turtle), 1728 nucleotides. RefSeq names its product IgGFc-binding protein. The transcript has 4 exons. Lineage: Eukaryota; Metazoa; Chordata; Testudines; Cheloniidae. The record is from RefSeq and is a predicted model, not a curated record. Bases 1 to 1728 code for a protein of 575 amino acids.
AUGGAUUCCACUGCCCCCCUGUACUGCACCCAGCCUUGCAGAGAGGGCUGUGUUUGCAACAAAGGCUACAUUCUCAGCGGAGCAGUAUGUGUGUCCCUGAGACAGUGCGGCUGCACGCUGAAGGGUCAAUAUCACCAGCUGGGAGAGGAGGUGAUCCUGACAGACACUUGCAGCAGGAAAUGCAGCUGCCGGCAGCCUGCCCAGCCCAUGCAGUGCCAGGAUCAUGCCUGUGGGGCUCUGGAGACAUGCCGCGUUGUGGAUGGCAGCCGAGGCUGUUACCCUGUGAAAUAUGGCACCUGCUGGGUGUUUGGCCACCCCCACUACACCACUUUUGACGGAGUGAUGUUUGAUUACCAAGGAGCCUGCAAAUACACCCUGAGCAAAUACUGUGGACCCCCUGGGAAACUCCCCGACUUCACCAUCAAAGUAGAGAAUGUGCACAGGGGCUCCAUUGCAGUGUCCUGGACGCACCUGGUAGAGCUAGAUGUCUAUGGUGAGCGUAUUUCUAUAGCAGCAGGACAGUAUGGCCAGGUGCAGGUGAAUGGAUCCCUGGUCAAUCUUCCCCUGGUCCUUGCAUCGGGUAAACUCUACGCCUAUUUCAGUGGCUCAUCUGCUGUGGUUCAGACGGAUUUUGGCCUUUCUGUAUCCUAUGACUGGUCCUACUCUGUGCUAGUUUCUGUUUCUGAAGCCUAUUCUGGGUUCCUCUGCGGACUUGGUGGAGACUUCAAUGGGAACCGGAGCGAUGAUUUUCGAACCCCAAGCGGCUCUGUGGUCCAUGACGCUGUCACCUUUGGCAAUAGCUGGAAGGAUGCCGACUCCUCCUUUCACUGCACGGCCACUGGGCUCCCAGCCCCAUGUAACGAAGUAGAGCUAGUCCAGUACAGAGCUCAGCACCGCUGCGGGGUUAUCACAGACACUGCCGGGCCUUUUAGAGCGUGUAACAAGCCUGCUGAGGCUCAGGUUCACGUAGAGAGUUGCGUGAGGGAUGUGUGCGCGACUCGGGGCAGCCACGAGAUCCUGUGUCAAGUGCUCCGCAGUUAUGCCCAGCAGUGCCAAAGCCGCGGCAUUGCCAUUGAGCCGUGGAGACAGCGGGCUGCGUGUGAGUUAAUCUGCCCCCCCAACAGCCACUAUGAGCUCUGUGGACCUUCCUGCCCGGCCUCUUGUGCCCACCCAGCUGUGCCCUCUCGCUGCCGGACUGGGUGUGAAGAAGGGUGCCAGUGUGACCCCGGCUUUGUGCAGAGUGGCACUGACUGUGUGCCUCCAGAGCAGUGCGGCUGCACCCACAAUGGCAGAUACCACCUAGCAGGGGAAAGCUUCUGGGAAGGAGAAAAUUGCCAGAGAUUGUGCAGAUGUGACGGCUCCUCCCACGCUGUCCAGUGCUCCCGCUCUGCCUGUGCCCCUGGGGAAUUCUGUGGCACUCGAAAGGGGGCUUAUGGGUGCCAUGAGCGAACCAACGGCAUCUGCUGGGCUUCUGGUCUGCCCCAUUACACUACGUUUGAUGGGAAGCAAUACAAUUCCCAGGGCACCUGCAAAUAUGUGUUUGCUGAACUGUGUGGGGCAUCAAAGUCCUUAUCCUUCUUCAGAGUGGAAGUGAAGAACGGAAACCUGCCCCAUGUUCCUGUGGCUGUGACCUCGGAGGUGUUUGUCCUUGUGAACAAGACUGAGAUCCAUCUGCAGAGAGGGCAGCACGGGAUGGUCAAGUCCAGUUUAAAGGCAGUUUAUAACUAA